Molecule: messenger RNA, 2172 nt
Organism: Umbelopsis ramanniana AG
Lineage: Eukaryota; Fungi; Mucoromycota; Umbelopsidomycetes; Umbelopsidales; Umbelopsidaceae
Exons: 8
Coding region: 1-2172 (723 amino acids)
Biological process (GO): protein processing
Cellular component (GO): plasma membrane
Molecular function (GO): metalloendopeptidase activity
Source: RefSeq, a predicted model, not a curated record
AUGCUCACAGCUUUUUCAUCCUUACUGCUUCUAGUGGGGCUUGCCCAAUGUCUGCCCACCAGUUGCCACUCUCAACAAUGCCUUUCUACUGCUGAUUCCAUACUGAGUAAUAUCGAUACACUGAUGGAUCCCUGUCAAGAUUUCUUUCAAUUCUCUUGUGGUGCUUGGUCGAAGAUGUACGAAAUUCCUGACAAUCAACUAGAAAUUGGAGCAUUUGAAGCGUUAUCGAAGGGAAACUCUGAAUCUCUGCGACAAAUUCUCGAAAAUGGCUAUAGUGACCUGAAGCUGCAGAACACUAGUAAUAAAGUCCCUGCCAGUGAGGUGCACACGGAUGAAGAGAUAUUCAAGAAAGCAAAAAACUAUUAUGACAGUUGCCUCAACGAACCUCUAAUAGAAAUCCGCGGCUCGACUCCACUUCACCCUUUGUUAGAGACCCUUGGAAAUAUAUUUGAAGAUAACCGUGAAGAUGUCAGAGCAGCAAUUACUAAAGGCAUUGCCUACUUGAUUCAAUUUGAUAUAACUCCUUUGUUCACAUUCGCCGCGGACUCAGAAAUGUCACAUCCAGAAACCUACGGCGUUUACGUUCUCCAGAGUGGACUAACAUUGGCUACUAAAGAGAGAUAUAACGAUUCUUCAAUUGUGGAAGCGUAUGAAAAAGUUGCAGCCGAAACAUGGCACAAGAUAUCACAAAACUUUCAACUUCCCGGCGUGAACUCAGAGAACGAUAUGUAUCGUUCGGUUGCAAGGGCUGUCAAUUUUGAAAAACAAUUAUCUCUCAUUAGCAAUUCAUCGCAAGAACUUUCCAAUCCUGAGUCUAUAUAUAAUCCUGUUACAGUCAUCAAGCUCAAUGAGAUGGCCCCUAUGAUAGAUUGGAAUCUGCUGAUUUCAUUACUGCGCCAAAAUGAGCACCCAAUCGACAACCUAGUGAUCACAUCUCCAUCUUAUAUUCAGCUUAUGUCGACACUAAUCGCCAAAACUGACAUUAUGACAAUUCAGUACCAUUUUAUGAACACCUUAAUCCUCUCAGUAAUCGGAGCACUCUCUUCGGAUUUGAGUACACCACUUAAGAACAUGACUCUACACAUAUCAGGUGGAAAGACAUCACCGUCACGAAAAGAGUUGUGCAUACAGAACACCAAUACGGUACUUGGUCAGAUAGUUGGUCGAUUCUAUAUCUUGACCAAAUUCAGUCAAGCUGCCAAAGACUCGGUUAAUGAAUUGGUCAACCGCCUGCGGGAAUCGUUAGAACAGAGCAUCAUGCAACUUGAUUUUUUUGACAAUGUCACCAGGACUGUAGCAUUAGACAAGCUUCACAAAAUAGUUCAAAAAAUUGGAUACGGAACAUCCAGCCCAGAUGUUAUGUCACCCGCCUCUCUAGAUGCGUAUUACCAAUCUGUCACAGUGACGCCCGAACUUUUUUUUGAAAAUUACAUCUCUUACCGUCAAUGGUCAGCUAGGAAGACAUGGGAGCUACAAGGCCAAAAAGUCGACAAGCAAGUUUGGCAGUUGCAUCCAUAUCAAGUCAACGCUUAUUACGAUCCACUUGUGAAUGAGAUUGUAUUCCCUGCCGGUAUCUUACAGCCACCUUUCUACAAUGUGCUCAACUCUGACAAUAUGAAUUUCGGUGCCAUUGGUGCUGUCAUUGGACAUGAAUUAACUCACGGUUUUGACACAUCAGGUAGACUUUUCGAUGGAGAUGGAAAAUUCAGGUCAUGGUGGACGAAAGACACAGAACGACAGUACCUGGAGAGAGCACAGUGUUUCAUUGAUCAGUACUCCAACUUCACUAUCAAUGGACCUGAGAAUACAUCUCUUCGCCUCAAUGGUGAUUUUGAGAGUGGGGAAAUCUUAGCUGAUAACGGUGGGCUACAGAUAUCAUAUAAUGCGUGGCAGAACAGCCUGAAAGACGCCCAGCGAACGGGAACCAAAUAUCAAAGCCUGGAAACUUUAGGCGGAUACUCCGCAGAACAACUCUUUUUUAUGAGCUUUGGUCAGAUUUGGUGCUCCAAGAUAAGACCAGAGUAUGCUGCUAUGCGAAUGAGUACUGAUCCACAUCCGCCACCCCAGUGGCGAGUAAAUGGCGCCAUCCAAAAUUCGAUUGAGUUCGCAAAAGCGUUCAAUUGCCCUACUGGUGCACCGAUGAACCCAGAGAAGAAAUGCCGUGUUUGGUAA